CUCAACAGAGAUGACGACAAAGCUGUGUUACUCUGUGUUAGUCAUUUCUAUUUUCUCAUUCUUUUCACCAACACUUUCUUCAUCUGUUGCCUCUAAUGGCUUAGAUUCAUGGUGCAAUAAAACCCCAUAUCCUGAACCUUGCAAAUAUUUCAUGAACCAAAACCCUAACCAUUUUCUUUAUCCAAAGCACAAAUCUGAGUUUCGUAAGUUGGCAACUGAGUUAGCCAUGCAAAGAGCCCUCACUGCUCAGUCCCAUAACAAAUGGCUAGGCUCAAAGUGUCGCAAUGAGAAAGAAAAAGCUGCAUGGGCUGACUGCUUAAAACUCUACGAGAACACCAUUAUCCAACUCAACCAAACCCUUGAUCCCAACACAAAAUGCACUGAUUACGAUGUUCAGACCUGGCUCAGCACUGCUCUAACCAAUCUUGAAACUUGUCGAUCUGGGUUUGUUGAGCUUGGAGUUUCAGAUUUCAUGUUGCCACUCAUGGCCAACAAUGUUUCUAAGCUGAUAUGCAACACUUUGGCUCUAAAUAAUGGCUCAUCGGCGGCUUUACCACAAACAUAUAAAGAUGGUUUUCCUAACUGGGUCACCGCAGGGGAUAGAAAGCUCUUGCAGUCGUCUUCACCGGCUGUGAAUCUUGUGGUGGCUCAAGAUGGUUCUGGGAAUCACCGGACUAUAAAGGAGGCCCUUGAUGAAGCAGCAAAGAGGAGUGGAACCGGGAGGUUUGUAAUACGUAUUAAGAGUGGGAUUUACAGAGAGAAUCUUGAGAUUGGUAACAAAAUGAAGAAUAUUAUGUUGGUCGGAGAUGGAAUGAGAACUACUAUUAUCACCGGUAGCCGGAGCGUUGGAGGAGGUUCUACUACUUUUAACUCUGCAACUGUUGCCGUGACUGGAGAAGGAUUCAUAGCUCGAGGCAUCACAUUCCGUAACACAGCUGGUCCAGAAAACCACCAAGCAGUAGCUCUCCGAUCAGGCUCCGAUCUCUCAGUCUUUUACCGCUGUGGUUUUGAAGGAUAUCAAGACACUUUAUAUGUCCACUCCCAAAGACAAUUCUACAAAGAAUGUUACAUUUAUGGGACAGUAGACUUCAUCUUCGGAAACGCAGCCGUGGUGUUACAAAACUGCAUGAUCUAUGCACGGCGGCCAAUGGACAAGCAAAAGAACGUAGUAACAGCUCAAGGGAGAACUGAUCCAAAUCAAAACACUGGAAUUUCAAUCCAUAAUUCUCGAGUCAUGGCUGCACCAGAUCUUCAACCAGUGCUUAACUCAUUCAAGACUUACUUAGGGAGGCCAUGGAAGGAGUAUUCUCGCACUGUUUUUCUUCAAACUUAUCUUGAUUCUUUGGUGGAUCCUGCGGGGUGGCUGGAGUGGGAUGGUGAUUUUGCUCUGAAUACUUUGUAUUAUGGAGAGUAUAAGAAUAUGGGUCCUGCUGCUUCGACCGGCGGGAGAGUUAAGUGGGGUGGCUAUAGGGUUAUCACCAGUGCGGCUGAAGCAUCCCAGUUCACUGUGGCUAACUUCAUUGCUGGCCGAUCAUGGUUACCGGCCACUGAGGUUCCUUUCACUUCCGGUCUUUGAUAUGUUCAUUUUGUGAAUUAGAAGUAAUUAUGUGUUUGUUAUUUAAUUUUUUUCACAAAAUUAUUAUUAUAAAUAUUUUGCAAUAAAAUUAUAUUUUUUUU
Molecule: messenger RNA, 1677 nt
Organism: Manihot esculenta (cassava)
Lineage: Eukaryota; Viridiplantae; Streptophyta; Magnoliopsida; Malpighiales; Euphorbiaceae
Product: probable pectinesterase/pectinesterase inhibitor 17
Exons: 2
Coding region: 11-1576 (521 amino acids)
Biological process (GO): cell wall modification
Molecular function (GO): pectinesterase activity; pectinesterase inhibitor activity
Source: RefSeq, a predicted model, not a curated record